GGCGCUCGUUCAGGCGGAGAGCGGGUGGAGGUCCGUCGCGGCGCGUGCCCUGGUGGGCGACGCAGCGCUGUGGUGGAUUGGCGCUGAAUUGGCUCGCGCCAAGAAGUUCGCCUCUGCCGCGGGGGUGAUCCGCAACUUCGUGCGCGACCUCGACUCGAGGCGCGCGGCGCGCCUGGUGGCGAGGGUGCGUCUUGACAAGUUGAUGGGGCGCGUGCAGAGAGUGAAGAUCUUGCGCGGGGCGGCCGGUGCGAAGGUCCAGGCGCUCAGGCGAUCAGGGCUGGCGCCGUCUUGCGCGCGUGUUUCUGCUGUCGCUGGCAUCCCUGCCCUUGCCGAGCAGUCGAGGCGGUCGGCGGCGGCGCGCGGGGUCGAGCCGGGCGGGGCGAGCAUCGCGGCGCGCCUGGCCUCGAAGAGCGACAGGCGCGGUGGCUGUGUGGCCGCGCUGGGGGCCGCGAGCACGCGCGCGUGCUUCGCGCGGGCCAGCGGCUCGAG
Prorocentrum cordatum is the source of this 489-nucleotide messenger RNA. The record is from the annotation of a GenBank genome assembly. NCBI's taxonomy places the organism in Eukaryota, Dinophyceae, Prorocentrales, Prorocentraceae.